CCAAACUUUACACUCAAAAAAGUAUAUAAUAAGUCUAAUGAAAAGCAAAUAGUCGAUCGGCAGAGACAAAUCAACAUAGAUUGAAACCAUCAAACGCCCCCGCAAGAAGAUACACCUCGGUCCCCUAACUUGACUAUAAUCGGCAUAUUUCUAUUACCUACAUCCACACUCGAAAAAAACACAGCCACUGAAUCAUACGUUCUGAAAAGUCCCUGCAAAAUGAUCGAGGCACUUGUCGUUUGCUUGCUCUUUAUCAUCGCCGUGGCGACCCUCUACUACGCUUACGAGCAAGGUCAUCUGGACCCUUAUAUCGAGCAGAUUGGCACAUACCUGUUCAAGGCAAAGGCAAUGGCCGAGAAGAAAAGACUACAAGCACAGGGCAUGAAGGCGGGGCAGGACUUUGUCGACUCUCAGCUGGCCGGGGUGCAGCAAGCCGAUCAAGUCGAGGCUGGUGUGGGCGCCAUCGGUGGUCUCAAGAAGGGCUUUUGAAGGCGGAAAAAUGAAUAAAGCAUAAAACCCGCAAAACGAAGACGGGGGGUAAAAAAUCAUGCCGAUAGUCUGAAAAAAAAAGCCAUUGAAGGGGUGGCAAGACACACAGACUUGUAACAGCGCCACAACGAUCAAAGAGGUCAUCACACGCGGCAGGUCAAAGUAGCGCAACAGUUGAGGCGUGGAGUCGGGGAUUGGUUUGGAGUGACCGGUGCCAGCUCAACUCACGGAAUGGUGCGGUUGUAUGAGGUUGUACAGAACAGGCGGGGACGGAUGAACCUACCUCAGGGUUCGGUCGGAACUUUACAUCGAAUGGAUUCAUUUAAUGUCGGAUGAUCAUGAAUCGGGGAGGGUAUGAUAUUUCGUAGUUUUUUGUGUAAUUUUAUUCAUGCAGCGUCAAGGGGGCGUGAUAACGGG
Messenger RNA from Pyricularia grisea, 906 nucleotides. RefSeq lists its product as uncharacterized. The coding region runs from base 220 to 489 and encodes 89 amino acids. The record is from RefSeq and is a predicted model, not a curated record. The transcript has 2 exons. Lineage: Eukaryota; Fungi; Ascomycota; Sordariomycetes; Magnaporthales; Pyriculariaceae.